AGGUAUUGGUGAUAGAGGGCAGCACGGGGUUUAAGGAGAAGGACAAGAUGGCGGCGCCCUCGCUGCUGAGCUGUGGGCGGGUGGCUGCCCGCAAGGCGGUGCAGCUGGAGGCCUGGGGGCUCCGAGGGGCGACGCUGUGCACCCGGCCAGGAGGCUCCGGGAUGCCGCCGGACAGCAUAUCUGCAAAAGAAGGUGGGAGCACACUGAAUACUAAUCCAAAGGAAGUUUCAAAACCUGAUGAAGAUCUGAGAAUGUUGAUGGCAAAAAAAACUGUGGUUGCAUUUCCUCAGCAAGUGAUUGUUUCUUCUCUUGAGGAGGCAAGACUCAGUAAAAUUGCAAAAGGAGGAGGCAUGCGGAAAGAACUAGCUGAAGAAGAAACUUCGUCUUCAUCCAGCUCAGAUUCAGAUUCUAGCUCAGAUUCUGAAGAAGAAAACGAUGAUGGUGAUGAGUCAGGAGUUUCCUUUAAAACCAGAGUGGAGUUUCCUAGGCGAGAUUCCAUCAUUUCUGAGAACAUACCAAUAAAGACAUCACAGCUACCAAGAGAUGACUUGUCCCAGAAAGACCACAAAGAAUACAUAGCUAAGAAGAAGCCAAGCAAAACGGAAACUGAUGUACCUACUGUCAAGCAGGUUGCAUUUUCUAAAGCAUCAGUCAGUCAUGAAACAUUAAAAUCCGAAGCGAAAGACCCGAACACAAAAUCAGCUCCAAAAGAAGCAGAUCAGCAGAAGCUAGUUUUAGAACCACACUUGAAUAAAAACCAAGUUUUGACAGAUUCCACUCUGAAAUCUGAUUAUUUGGAGGAAAAGUCCCUGAGAGCCCAAACGGCAACUACUCAGCUGAAAGCUCCAUCAGUGACUCAGGAAGGCAAAGAGCAAAACCUGAUCUCUAGAAGGGAAGGAAAAAAAGUCAAGGAGACACAGAAAUCAGAAGAAGUAGAGGUAGCUUCUCCUAAACAGGAAGAGGAGAUUUCUGAAAGCACAGCGUUGGUGAUGGGCACAAAGGAAGAGACUGUUCAGGAAGCAGGAGUCCAAACUGGAGAAAGCAGCACCAUAGAUGAGGCUACAGCAGCUGCUCAGCCUGCUCCAGAAGAAUUUGAUAAUUCUACCUACAAGAACCUUCAGCACCACGAAUAUAACAUCUAUACCUUCAUUGAUUCUCUUGUGGAUCUCUCAAAAUUCAGGCAGCCGCAGCCAUCUUCUGGAAGACCAUCACCAAGGCACUGAAAGAGCCACAAUUAAAUGCACAAGCAGAAUGAUAAUUUCUUCUAUUUAGCUCUAAUGUAUCAUCUGUUAUAAAUCAAUAAAUGCAUGAUAAGUAAUGCUUGAGUUUUCAAACAGUUUUUGGUUCUUGGAGUCCCUCAGUUCUGGAUUUUUAUGAUCAAGCUAUAGGUCAAUGAAUCAUCAAUGAAUAAAAAUAGGCUUUUUAACUCUCA
Meleagris gallopavo (turkey) is the source of this 1432-nucleotide messenger RNA. RefSeq names its product NADH:ubiquinone oxidoreductase subunit V3 (gene NDUFV3). Gene Ontology annotation, cellular component: mitochondrion; respiratory chain complex I. NCBI's taxonomy places the organism in Eukaryota, Metazoa, Chordata, Aves, Galliformes, Phasianidae. The record is from RefSeq and is a predicted model, not a curated record. Gene Ontology annotation, biological process: mitochondrial ATP synthesis coupled electron transport.